Messenger RNA from Hordeum vulgare subsp. vulgare (domesticated barley), 5010 nucleotides. Its product is annotated as serine/threonine-protein kinase SAPK4-like. The transcript is spliced from 6 exons. The coding region runs from base 2007 to 2393 and encodes 128 amino acids. The record is from RefSeq and is a predicted model, not a curated record. NCBI's taxonomy places the organism in Eukaryota, Viridiplantae, Streptophyta, Magnoliopsida, Poales, Poaceae. Gene Ontology annotation, biological process: intracellular signal transduction; protein phosphorylation. Gene Ontology annotation, molecular function: protein serine/threonine kinase activity; ATP binding.
GCCCACGACGUGGUCGCGCAGGGCGUCCUCCCCGAGCACGUUCAGCACGCCCGGGAAGACCCCCAGCCCCAAACAGCACCACGUUCUCCACGCCAGGGACGACCCCAAGCACCUCAACCCCAUCCCCAGCCCCCGCCCCGAGAUCUCCGCCCCCGCCGGCUACGCGAUUGGAACUGAACUUCAAGUGACAGGUGAAAUGGAGGCUCCGCAAAGCAAUCUUUUAAUCCUGAGCUGAAUAAUUACGUCCAAAGAUAGGUUCCAUCGAGGAAUUGAGAACCUGAUGUACCACAUUGUGUGCAAUACCAUUUAGCAUCCUGGAUAUAUGAUAAACAGAUGGCUGCAACUGAAUGGAGAUGGAGAAAAAUUCUGCUAGCGAGCGCCUGACUGUCCAAUGUACAUCGUCAGAGUCGAGUCUUCUACUUGCAGCAGCUUUGGCUAGAGGCAAACACUCAGUGAGAAAAGUGGCUUGCUUGAGCUGAAAUAUCCGUGCUGACUGAAGAAAGGAAUUAAUAAUAGGAGUCGAUGCCUAAAUCUGAAUCUGCUGUCCAAAUUUUCCAUCUGGAAUAUCUAUAAACUCAGAGAGCCAAUGAGCAUGGACAUGGUGAUCAACAUCCCGAGAGCGAGCAAAUGCUUUUAAACAAUGAGGAAGCAAUGCUAAAGCAAGAUGCCGAGGAGCAGGUGGAGAAUGAGCAGUUGCUACCUCAUCCUGCUACAGACGUUAAUCACCGGAUUAAGGAGGAGCAAAUGCUUCUAGAUGAUGUUACAGUUGUGCAUGACUUGGAUUAUUGUGAUCUGAAUAGAUCCGACGGUGUUUGUUGUUUUUGUUGAUAUAGGCCAAGGCAAAUGACUACCGUUCUAGGAUCUCUGGCAGCUAGGAGGACGCAAGAUGCUGAUGGCAGCAGCAGCCUCAACUAUAAUAGGAAAAAGAAGCGAAGAAAGAAUAAUUUUCCAUCUAAUGCUGACUUGAAUGGGAAAGAAAUAUUUGAUGAUAAUGUCACUAAUGUUGACAGGCAAUCGGUUCCAUCUGAUGUAUUUGGCAAAGUAGACAUCCAAGAGGAAGCUAAAACUCUAGAUAUAGGUGAUCGGGACAAUAUCAGUGCAGAAGUUACAGAUACUGUUGGUCAGAAUCAACCUUGUUAUUAUGUGAAGCUUUCUUUCCCUGAUGCAGUUUUUUCGAUUUUGAGAAGUUGAGGGAUGCUAAUCUGUUUGCAAUUGGUCAGAUCUGGGCCCUUUUUGAUAACCUUGAUGGCAUGCCAAGAUAUUAUGCUAAAAUAAAAGGUUUUGAUGCCUCCAACUUUAAAGUUCAUCUCACUUGGCUGGAGCGCAUUGCAAUGAAUGAAGCAGAGGAGAAAUGGUCUGAUGAAGAACUGCCCGUUGCUUGUGCAAGCUUUAGCUUAGGAACAACAGAUAUAUCGCAAGACAGACUCAUGUUUUUAAAUAUUGUUUCAUGGAAGGCAAACGGAGGAAAUAUGAAGUACAUCCCAGUAAGGGUGUGGUAUAGGCUCUUUAUAAGGGAUAGAACAUGCAGUGGGGACCAGAUGCAGAUAAUCAUAGAUCCUAUGAAUAUGAAGUCGUGAAAGUCCUGUCAAUUUUUUCAGUUAGUGCUGGCGUUACUGUUGUCCCAUUAGUCAGGAUUGAAGGCUUUGUCAGUUUAUUUGCGACCGUUAAGGAGAAAUCUGACAUUGUGGUGGCACCAAGUGAGCUACUUCCUUUUUCUCACCGUGUUCCGUUUUAUAGGACAAAUGGGAAUGAAAAAGUGGCAACAGCAAUGCCAAGGUGUUGUCAUGCCACGUUCCCUUUGUGUUUAAUCUGCUGCACUGCUACUGGACGGGAACAUUUUUUCAUUAGAGUCUAGACGGUGGCGUGGAUAACUGUCGGGGCAAAAAUUUCGAUUAUUCUGCACUACUUCGGCACCAAGGUGUUUCCUUUCCUAUGUGAAACUGACAAUCGCGAGUGCUUGAAAAAUUCGACAGGUGAUCCUCACACCGACGCAUCUUGCAAUUGUGAUGGAGUACGCGGCCGGCGGCGAGCUCUUUGAUCGAAUAGUUGAUCGUGGGCGGUUCAGCGAGGACGAGGCCACAUAUUUCUUCCAGCAGCUGAUCUGCGGCGUAAGCUACUGCCAUCACAUGCAAAUAUGCCAUAGGAAUUUGAAGCUAGAGAAUGUUCUCUUGGAUGGCAGCCCAGCUCCGCGGUUCAAGAUAUGCGAUUUUGGGUACUCCAAGUCAUCGGUACUACAUUCAAGGCCCAAGUCUGCAGUGGGUACACCAGCAUACAUUGCACUGGACGUUCUUUGUCGCCAGGAAUAUGAUGGGAAGGAAGUUGAAUCUAACAGCCCACAGUUUUGUUUCUUGAUUAUGGAAGUUGAAUUCGAUUCAACAUUAAUAUCAAUGUGAGGAAGGGACUUGGAUCAUGGACGAUGGCUGUUUUGGGAAUAGGAAGGCCGUGGCGGAGGAAAAGAAGGUCUUGCCGGAGGGGUUCCGGCUGGAGAGGCAUGUAACGGAGGAGUUGAAUAUUGCGUAUGCAUACCAUGAAUUUACCAGCCUGGAGAAUGGAGAGAUCUUCAAAUGGUUCGAUUCCCAUAUGGAUCACAAGAUUUGAAGGCGCAUCAUUUCUAGAUGGCCAGCUUGAUGUCGGAUUCAUGGAGUGUUGCUGGUUUUGAGAGGAUGCACCAUUAUGAUUCAUCGGAGGUGGACAGAAAGCAGUAUAUUCUUAUCUUCAAAGCUUAUAGUUUAACAUACCCAAUUAUGAAAUACGAUCUCUCAUAGUGUCAUGAUUUCCUUUGCUAUUGUGUUCACUGCCGUAUUGGUGUCACACGCAAAUGGCUGAACUGCCCUCAUUGUUGUUACUGUUGUAACUCAUCCCACAGAAAUUAAAACUUUAAAAGAAACUCCUUCCGUCUAAAAAUAGAUGUCUAACAUUUAACAUUAUAAUUAACAUUUAUUAAAAUUAAUGCUGCAUAAUGGCAAAACAAGUAGGGUUUGUAUUUUUUUUCUAGCCCGGUGCAACGUACGGGCAUUUGUACUAGUAUAAAUAAAGGUUUAAUUGACGGAGAAGAGCACGGAGAUUGCAGGCAGGCUUGUAAUAGUAGAUCAGCAGCCGAGGGUGAAGCAGCAAAUAGAUCUGAAUUAAUCCAGGCCUUGUAGAAUCGGACUUCCAGCCAAGGGUGCUGUUUAAAUUAUGGAUCGCUGGGAACAAACAUAAGGAAACAUCGAUCCCAGCAGGGAGUCCUCCUAUUCAGCGCCAAGAUUUUUUUUUCUUUCAAACAAGAGCACGGAGAUUGCAGGCAGGCAGGCUUGUACAUCAAUAAUAAUGCUAAACAUACGGACAACUUGUUACAGACUUUUACAGAACGGCAACGUGUCCUAAUUUAAUUGCCCCCCUGAUUUUCACUAGUGGGGCCGCCACCCUUAAUCAAUUUUCCAACGAAUCAUAUCCACCGAGCCCGUAAACCCUCCAUAGACGUCCGUAUGUGUAGCAUUACUCCUUGUACAUCAGCAGCCGAGGGUGAAGCAUGCAGCAAAUAACUACGUACUACGCCUUGAUCUGAAUUACUCCAACAGAAACCACGGCUCGAGCUGGGAACAAACAUAAACAAAAGGGUGUGACUAUAUCACAUCUAGAUGUGAGAUAAUAUCUUACAUCUAAUAUGAUGUUCACUCCCUUUCUCUCGUUUUCAACUUCGUUACCUCGGGCCUAUUUUUUUGUGUGCUUCUUUGUUUUGGUUGAUAUUAGUUCGCGUCAGUACACUGUUAGUGUUAGGCUUAUACGAGUGCAACGCAGGUACGAGUGUGCAUAUAGUCUCUAUUAUUAAAGGGGAUCAACCGUCAUGAUGGUUGGACCACGACAGACCCCCUCCUACCGCUAGCCUUUCCAUCGAUUUUUUUGAUUUUUUUUCAACCCUCCAUAAACCAGGCGAUUAAUCUCUGCUAAAUCAACCGGUUCGACCUGUUAUGAUCCCCACCUUCCUCGUUCGAUGCCCGCAGCCCGCCUCUCUUCCACCACUCGUAAAAACAACCCAUCCUCCACGCGACCCCGUCUCCACUCGAAACAAAGAAAAACUGUCAAAGUACACACGUCCCACGUCUCGCCUCUCCCCAACCCCUCGCUCCCAUCUGUUCUCGUUGCCUUCGAUCCCGUAUGGAUCUAGGGGAGGAGGAGGAGCAUGACUCCGAUCUCGUAUGGAUCUAGGGGAGGAGGAUGUUCUUGCUGCAUGUGAUCCCAUAUGGAUCUAGGGGAGGAGGAUGCCUCCAAUCCUGUGUCUACCGCCCGCCGUGAAAGAGGGAGAGCUAGGAGAGAGGGAGGAGCGCAGCGACGGUGCGGGGCUAAUUGCCCACAAAGAAAGAGGCGGCCAUGGUUCCGGCGCAUGGUGCCGUGGUUGGGAGGCGAUGCUCCUCCCCCUCAGCAAAUCGCCAUGGAUCUUCCCUUCUCUCCCUCCCCGACUCAUGGUGGAUCUUGUGCUUCUAGAGCACUCAUCUUCCUUCCCUGGCCGCCAUGGAUCUCGACAACCGUCGCCGGAGGAAACCUAACAUCCCCAACCUCGGCGGGCUGGCCAACCGAUAGGCCUAGGUCCUCGCCAUGGCCCCCGAUCUGUCUGCGUGGAGGACGGACGAAGGCGACUGAGGCCUGAGUGUUCCGGCCAACUGACCAAGGGUUUCGUGCUCGACUCCGUGGACGCACCGGUCUUGACGCUAUUGCGUUUCCCUUGUCCUAGGACGCCACUUCUCAUGGGGGUGCAUCGGAUGUUGUACCAACGUCUGCCUCGCCGAACGACGGCAUGCCCCAUCGCUUCAUAUGUUGCUUGCCGUCACAUUCUGGACAAGGUUAAUAAACUACUGUUGAAGCUUCUCCUGUUCCUUAUUUUAUCUCUAUUUGUGUUGACAUAGCUCUAGAAUUUAUUUAUGCACAUGUAUGUGGCAAAUAACACGACCAAGUAGAUGCCUGUGUUUUUGUUGUUCAUGCUGGCGAUAAAUAUCCCUGGUAUUUAUUCAUGAAAUGUUUGCAAUUUCGUUG